AUGAAGCCCCACCGGCUCUUCAUAGCUGUGAGAAGCUUUUCGGGGGAAGCCAAGUCAGGUGGGGAGGUGAAGGUCUCUAAAGGUAGCCUCCUGCGUCAAGAAGACCCCCACAGGGCCUCCUCGGAGGGGUCUUUUUGGGCCAAGGUCUUGGACACCGAGAAAGUGGUCCGAGUCUCUUCUUCCGCCGUCAAGGAACUGACCGGCACCCACGCCGGGCUCUUGGAGGCCGUGACCAACGGAGAGGAGCGCCUGGGACUUUUCAAUCAGGAGCGGCUGAUGCGGAGGCUCAGUUCCCUCCAGAGAGGGGACCCAGUCCGGGUCCAGAUUACUUCCGCCUCCGGGCAGAAAGUUCAAGGCAUCGUCCGUUACCGAGGUCCCAUAGAGAAGAACAAACGUGAUACAAGUAUCAUCUUUGGAGUAGAGCUGGUGGGUUCGGCCGCUGGGAAAGGUUUCACCGACGGCUCCUUCAAAGGCCAGAAAUUCUUCUCUUGUCAAGAGAACUGCGGGGUCUUUGUGCCCGUCAACCGUAUUGAGCCGGACGACUCCGUGAAGGGCAGUCCUCCAGCGCCUCCAGGAGGCAACGCCAGGGAGUGCACAAGAAUCCAGCUGACAUCUGGAGAUCCUCUGUCGUCUCCCGGGCUGGAGAUCGGGGACCGUGUUUUCUUCAAGAUGGAAGACAGCACCCCUACUGGUACCGUGGUGUACUGCAACUACCUGCCCAAGAAAAUGGAGACUGGGGUGUUUGUGGGGAUACACCUGGACAAGCCAGUUGGUUCCUGGGAUGGUUAUUUCAAAGAACGCAAGCUCUGCCAUAUCCCAGCGCCAGAGUAUGGGAUUCUCUUGCCGAUUUCUAAAGUACAGAAAGAACAGCCUGACAGGAGCCCUGAGGCUUUGGACAGCAGCACCUCCCCACCCAGCUCGGCCUUUUUUGAUUGCUCAUCCCCCCCAUCCAUCCGGUACCCCCCAAGGAUGGAGGGGUGUUCACCCAAGGAGCCUUCCUCCCUGCUCCAUUCCCUUGGCUCAGAGAAGCAAAAAGGCAGGAACGGUGAGAGAAAGGAGGAGGAGGAGGAAGAGGGGGGUGAAGAAGACAAGGAGGAAGAGGAUGAACCAUAUGAACACCAUCUCCUGGAGAUCAACUCCAUGGUAGAAGUUAACUAUCCACCAAUCUACGGAGUGAUCCGCUGGAUUGGGGAUCUACUUGACAUGGAAGAAACGAUUGCUGGACUGGAGCUGGAGGAGCCGCUGUCUUCGGGCUGCACGGAUGGACAGUACCGAGGGGUCCGCUACUUCCAUUGCCCGCCCAACAAGGCCCUCUUUGUCCGGUUGCGCCGCUGCCGGCCCGACUCCCGUUUCGGCAUGGAGCAGAAUCUGGAGAAUCCCGUUUUGCGAUGCAAUUCCCUGGAUUUCCACGUGUAUACCAGUGCGAAAGUGGAAGAGGACACGCCGCCGCCGCCGUUGGGUGAUCGUGGCAUGGAGCAUCUCUUGGGAUGGAAGAAAGGGAUCCAGGGACAUUGCAACUCCUGUUAUCUAGACGCCACGCUUUUCUGUAUGUUCACUUUCUCCUCGGUGCUGGAUUCGAUGCUGCUCCGUCCGGCAGACAAGAACGACGGGGAGUCUUAUACUGAGACGCGGGACCUGUUGAGGACGGAGAUAGUCAACCCUUUGCGCAAGAACGGCUACGUCUGUGCUACCAAAGUCAUGGCGCUGCGGAAAGUUCUGGAAACUGCCGGGCAUUCUUCGGGCUUCACAAGUGAAGAGAAAGACCCAGAAGAAUUUCUCACCCUGUUGUUCCGAGUCCUGAAAAUGGACCCGCUCUUCCAGAUUCGCUCGGCUGGCAAGGACCCUCACGGGUGCAUUUUCUACCAGAUCUUCACCGAGGGGCACCCCACCCAGGCGGUACCCACCGUUCAGCAGCUGCUGGAAGGGUCACUCAUCACUGCGGACCUCAAGUUCACAGAGGCCCCCUCCUGUCUCAUCCUGCAGAUGCCGAGGAACGGAAAGAACUUCAAGGCCUUCCGCACCAUCCAGCCCAGCCUGCUACUUGACAUCACUGACCUUCUGGAAGACACUCCUCGGGAAUGCUGUAUCUGCCAAGGGCUGGCGGUGACGGAGUGUCUGGAUUGCUACGGGGAUCACAGCUUUGGCUUCGGACACAUCAAACAGUUCUGCGGGACCUGCAGCCAGCAGGUUCACAAGCACCGUGCCCGGCGCUGCCACCAGCCCCGGCCGCUGCAUCUUCCUGAGGAGCUGUCCCGUAUGGGCCAUUUGCCCAACGUCAUCCCCCGUCAGACCAUGCAGCUCUUCGCCAUCCUCUGCAUCGAGACCAGCCACUACGUAGCCUUUACCCGCCACGGCUCCGAUGUCCACCAGUGGCUCUUCUUUGACAGCAUGGCUGACCGGGAGGGUGGCCUCAAUGGCUUUAAUAUCCCUCGCGUGACGACCUGUUCGGAGGUUGCGGACUACUUGGAACUGUCCCCCAAGGAGCUGCAGGACCUGGACCCCAAAACCUUGCCCCCAUGUGCUCGCCGCCUGCUCUGUGAUGCUUACAUGUGCUUCUACCAUAGCCCUUCCCUCGGCCUGUACAAAUAA
Molecule: messenger RNA, 2589 nt
Organism: Euleptes europaea (tarantolino)
Lineage: Eukaryota; Metazoa; Chordata; Lepidosauria; Squamata; Sphaerodactylidae
Product: ubiquitin carboxyl-terminal hydrolase CYLD-like
Exons: 14
Coding region: 1-2589 (862 amino acids)
Biological process (GO): protein K63-linked deubiquitination; regulation of mitotic cell cycle; regulation of intrinsic apoptotic signaling pathway
Cellular component (GO): cytosol
Molecular function (GO): cysteine-type deubiquitinase activity; K63-linked deubiquitinase activity
Source: RefSeq, a predicted model, not a curated record